Venustampulla echinocandica is the source of this 819-nucleotide messenger RNA. RefSeq names its product Flavin-nucleotide-binding protein. The record is from RefSeq and is a predicted model, not a curated record. The transcript has a single exon. The coding region runs from base 1 to 819 and encodes 272 amino acids. Lineage: Eukaryota; Fungi; Ascomycota; Leotiomycetes; Helotiales; Pleuroascaceae.
AUGUCAGAAACAGAAUACGCAAUCCACCCCCGCAGCACCCUCCACCGGCACAAGGAACGCGCCCACUAUGACUACGGCACCAUCCACAAGAUAAUGAACACCGCCCCCAUCUGGCACGUCUCAUUCCUGCCCUCCGACCCCUCCGACCCAUUCCCCUGCAUGCUCCCAAUGCUCGGCCAAAUGGCAUCCUUCGCCAACCCAGACGCGGACCCGGAAGCAGAUGCUUUGGAUUUAUAUAUCCACGGGCAUGCGGCGAGUCGGUUGAUGCGAUUACCUACCGCGAGUUCACAGGGAAAUGGAAAUGGAGAUGAGAACGAAGGUGUCCCGGUCUGCAUCUCAGCAGCCCACAUCGACAGUUUAAUCCUCUCCCUCACGCCCUUCAACCACUCCAGCGCCUACCGCUCGGCCAUCAUCCACGGGUACGCAACGACCGUGACCUCCGAGGACGAGAAGCUCUUCGCCAUGUACCGGAUAACCAACGGGCUCAUCCCGCAACGCUGGGAGAACUCCCGCUCCCCGCCGACGAAAUCAGAGCUCAUCUCUACGGGGAUUCUGCGAGUGCGAGUCGUAAGCGCUAGUGCGAAGGUUAAUGUGGGAGGCCCGAGCGAUGAUCGUAAGGAUUUGAAGAAUGAGGAGGUGCUGGAUAGCGUGUGGACUGGUGUAGUGCCUGUGUAUGAGAGGCUGGGGACGCCAGUUGAGGCUCCUGUGAAUCGCGUUAAGGAGGUCCCGGCGUAUUUGAAGGGGUGGAUUGAGGAGAGGAAUAGGGAGGGGGAGGCGUAUGCGAAGAAGACGGCGACGAUGGAGAAGAAGAAGGGGUAG